AUGGAGAAGGACGGUAGCGCAGCCGGCGCCGCCAACACUGCCGAGGCAAAACCCGUGGUGCCGCCAGUGGAAGAGACGAAGCCUACGACUGUUGUUGAGGAUGUUCCCGACCCCGAUGAAGACGAUUUGGACGACCUGGAUGAUAUGCUCGACGACUUUGCCGCCGUGAAUGUGGAAUCAAAGAAAGCAGCACCACCUGUUGCGCCAGCUGCGAAGACCACUGCGGCUGGCCCAGGGAGGCCCGCGGCAGCUGUGGAAGAUGAUUCUGAGGAUAAGACACUCGAAGAGAUGCUGUCUUCCGACGAUUUUGCGAAGCAGCUCCAGGCUGGCAUGGCUGACUUGAUUGGGGAAUUUGAAAAGAAUCCCGAAAUGCAGGCGCAGUUCGACAACGUUUUCAAACAGAUGAGUGCAGCUGCUCAAGAAACGGAAACCACUCCCGAAGGCACGACCGGAGCAAAAGCGCCACCACCGCCAACCUCAGCUUCGUCUUCAAGCAAAGCUACCGUUUCGGACCCCACCGCCGACGGUUCUUUCCAGGAGACCAUUAAGAAAACCAUGGAGCGCAUGCAAGCAUCCGGACAGCAGGCGACGGCUGCUGCGGCAGAGUCUUCGACCGAAGACUUCCUCGCGGAGAUGAUGAAGCAACUCGGGGAAGGCAAUCUCGAAGGCGGUGGUGGCAACGAAGAGGAGUUCUCAAAGAUGCUCAUGGGCAUGAUGGAGCAGCUCACCAACAAAGAAAUCUUGUACGAGCCCAUGAAGGAGCUCAACGACAAGUUUCCCGAAUGGUUGGCAAAGAAUCGGGAAAAGACACCGGCAGAGGAUCUCAAACGGUACGAGGAUCAACAAGCACUGGUUAAGGAGAUCGUGGCCAAGUUUGAGGAAAAGUCGUACGCCGAUUCCAACGCGGCGGACAGAGAAUACAUUGUGGACAGGAUGCAGAAGAUGCAAGCUGCUGGCUCACCCCCAUCCGAUCUAGUUGGUGACAUGCCAUCAGCGCAAGAAGCCUUCAAUGGAGACGAGGGCUGUAAUCCUCAAUAA
Molecule: messenger RNA, 1038 nt
Organism: Colletotrichum phormii
Lineage: Eukaryota; Fungi; Ascomycota; Sordariomycetes; Glomerellales; Glomerellaceae
Product: Pex19 protein family-domain-containing protein
Exons: 4
Coding region: 1-1038 (345 amino acids)
Biological process (GO): protein import into peroxisome membrane
Cellular component (GO): peroxisome; peroxisomal membrane
Source: RefSeq, a predicted model, not a curated record